GUACUCUAGUGGGGCUCAUCAUCCGUCAGAUGCGUUCCAUUGGCCGUUUUCUGACAAACGAUCGUACUGUGGACGCGUUGUAGUACGUGUAAGAACGACCCAUUGUCCAUUCCUAGCUCGAGAUUGAUAAGCGCUUAUCUCCAUCCUGCUUGGACCCUGCUCCAUUGGGCUUUUGAGUCGGUUACGCGCUGUGCUGUAAAUAACCCACGAUAACGAUCGACCAUCGAUAACGGUCAGUCGCUGCGGAUCAGGCAUCAAAAAGGGGAGCAACGUGUGCCGCGCUAUCUGUUGGCGUUCGAAGUGCGCGUUAAUCUUAUUGCUUUAGUCCAGCCCUAGUUGCUACGACCCCCUCCGGAGGUCCGGUUCCGGCGAUCAGUGAGUCUAGAGCGUCCGUGGCAGUUGGUCAGGAGGUGAAUAAUCGCAGCAAGACGCAUACAUCCCAGUAGUGAAAAGAAACGCACUUGGAAAGCGAAAGUACACGAAACCGUUUACUUGCAAAUCGUACGUGGUAGCAUAAACCAUCCCAGCAUGCCUUCGAACAGUGGAACAGUCAACAAAGACUUGCAGGCGGAGCGAGACAAGUGCACGUUCAACAAUGAAGAGUUUACCCUCUGGUGGGUUGGAGGCGAAACAAAGCUGAAAGAGAAACGUUUCCGCGAGGACUUCUUUCUAAAUGACCCGGAGCUGCAGGAGAAGGUGCCUCUGCACUUCCUAUCCCACAAGGAACUGUACGAGGAGUCGGUGCGGAAGGCAACCGUUGCGUUCCGUAAGGUUCGCAAGAUGCAGGAAAUGGGACAGGAUGGCGUGGACAACUACUCUGCUUUGCUUGGAGGACUGCUCGGGACCGGUAUCCUAAAGCAGGGCAACCCACUAACCGUACACUAUGUGAUGUUCCUGCCAGCAAUUCUCGGACAUGGAACACCGGAGCAGCAGGCAGAAUGGUUUGGACGGGCGUGGAACUGUGAAAUCAUCGGAACGUACGCACAAACCGAACUCGGUCAUGGAACCUUCCUUCGGGGGCUGGAAACAACGGCUACGUAUGACGAGAAGACGAAAGAGUUCGUCCUCCAUAGUCCGACGCUGACGGCUUACAAAUGGUGGCCGGGAGGAUUGGCCCAUACCGCCAACUAUUGCGUCGUGAUGGCCCAACUCUUUUCGAAAGGAAAGUGCCACGGUAUUCAACCGUUCAUCGUACAGCUGCGCGAUGAAGAAUCGCAUAUGCCACUGAAGGGAAUCACGAUCGGCGAAAUUGGCAACAAGCUCGGCAUGAACGGUGUCAACAAUGGUUUCCUGGGUUUCGAUCAGGUUCGCAUUCCGCGCAAAAACAUGCUGAUGAAGAACGCGAAACUGCUGGAGGACGGCACGUUCGUGAAGCCACCAUCGCAAGCCCUCACCUACGGUACGAUGAUGUUCGUACGGGUGGUGAUCUGUCGCGAUAUGGCGGCAUACCUUUCGAAGGCCGUCACCAUUGCUAUACGCUACUCGGCUGUCCGUCGUCAGAGUCACAUCAAUCCCGAUCAACCGGAAGUUCAAGUAAUCGACCAUCUAACGCAGCAGUACAAGCUGUUCCCGGCGCUGGCAAAGAGCAUCAUCUUCAAGCUGGCCUCGGAUAAUCUGUGGGAAAUGUACAACCAGGUUACGUCCGAGCUGGACAAGGGUGAUCUUGAGCGUCUACCGGAACUGCACGCUAUCGCCUGUUGCCUGAAAGCGAUCACCACCGCAGACGCGGCAACGGGCGUGGAGGUGUGUCGAUUGGCGUGCGGUGGCCACGGAUACAUGACGUGCUCGAACUUCUACGGCACUUACGGUAUGGUGACGGCAGCCUGCACCUACGAGGGAGAGAACACCGUACUUUUGCUGCAAACCGCCAGAUAUCUGCUUAAAGCGUGGCAACAGGCGCAACGCGGCCAAGAGCUCGUACCAACGGUUCAGUAUCUUGCUCGCUUUUUGAGCAGCAAUAAUCGGCGCGUGGAUUGGGAUGAUUCGAUCGGUGGAAUUAUACGAUCGCUGCAGACUGUUGCUGCCGGUAAGCUUCGGCUGGCCGCGGAACACAUCGAGCAACGUCAGAAGGCUGGUGCUACGCAGGAGGAAGCAACUAAUCAGACCUCGAUCGAGCUAGCACGAACGGCAGACGCCCAUUGCCGAGCGUUCCUUGUGCAGUCCGGACAUGAAAUGAUCGAGAAGGCCUGCCAAACGGCUUCACCCGAGUUGGCCCGCGUGUUGCGUUCGGUGUACUUCCUGUACGCUUACGAUGAGGCACUAAAAGCACUCGGGGAUCUGCUGAGAUUUACGACGAUUUCGGAAAGCGAUAUUAAUCGGUUGCAAGCCAAGCUGGAAGCGACGUUGGCGGAAUUGCGCCCCAAUGUAGUCGGUAUCGUCGAUUCGUUUGACCUUCCGGAUGACGUUCUGGGAUCGCCGCUUGGAGCUUACGAUGGCAACGUAUACGAGCGAUUGUACGAGGAGGCCAAGAAAAGUCCCCUGAAUCAGGAACCGGUGAACCAAUCAUUCCACAAGUAUUUGAAACCAUUCAUGAAAUCCAGCCUUUAAGAAGGAGUAUUUGAAACCUUCCGCAUCCAUGGUGAUAGAUUUAAUUUCCAUAAUAUUAAUUCAGUAGAUUCUAAACCUUUUCUUGUAUACCGUUCAAUUUCACCGGCGUUAUCUGAGACUAAAGUGUGGGCGCAUUUGUGGAGAGUUUUUAAAUAAAUAUACACACUUUUUGUGGUACGG
Messenger RNA from Anopheles coustani, 2727 nucleotides. RefSeq names its product probable peroxisomal acyl-coenzyme A oxidase 1. Gene Ontology annotation, cellular component: peroxisome. Lineage: Eukaryota; Metazoa; Arthropoda; Insecta; Diptera; Culicidae. The transcript has 10 exons. The coding region runs from base 529 to 2547 and encodes 672 amino acids. Gene Ontology annotation, molecular function: fatty acid binding; acyl-CoA oxidase activity; FAD binding. Gene Ontology annotation, biological process: fatty acid beta-oxidation using acyl-CoA oxidase; lipid homeostasis. The record is from RefSeq and is a predicted model, not a curated record.